AUGUUGGUCUCCGACUUUGUCUUCACUUUGGUGAAGUAUGCUGUUCUAAUUCUUAUCCCAUAUUUCACCCUUUUAUUAGGGUACCGCCUUUUCCUUCACCCCCUCCGCACUUAUCCAGGUCCUCUCCUGGCGAAGAUAUCAGACUUAUACGCCGGCUUCUACGCAUUGGGAAUGAGACUUCACUUGGUGACCUACUUUGAUCUCAAGAAAUACGGUCCUGUUAUAAGACACGGCCCCAACAAACUAGUAUUUAGUUCACCAAAAGCCCUACAAGAUAUUUACAACAACGAGAGAGUUACCAAGUCACAUGUCUAUGAACUUACAAUAACAUCGGGCAAGCCGAGCAUUUUCAAUGCUCUUGACAAACAGAAACAUAGACAGAAGCGCAAACUUAUUGGACAAGCUAUCACUGACAAGGCAAUGCGGUCUUUCGAGCCAACCAUGCUGGAGCAGAUUGACAUCUUCAUCAAACAGGUGCUGCUCGCAUCGGAAGAAUCGAAGCCUGUCAAUAUAACAGAUUUCACGAAACGGCUUGGCGCUGAUAUUGUAGGCCAUCUUGCUUUCGGUUACGAUUUGAACAUGCAGACAGAUUCAACAAAUCGAUUCGUCCUCCAGGGGCUUGCUGUUGGCUCAUACCAGAACAACAGCUUUAUGCAGUUCCCUAUGCUAAAACAUCUACGACUCCAGAACCUCUUGACUAUUGUCGGCUACAAAGCGCGUAUGAAGUAUAAGAACCUCCUGCAACAGAUGAUUACUCAUCGCCUUUCUCAAGAAAAACACGCCAGGAAUGAUCUAUAUUCUUUCGUGGUCGACCAUCUGGAUGAUCCUGCAGUUGGCGUCACAACUAGCGAGUUAUGGCGGGGACACCACCACACCACCACAACUGCAAUGAGUGCACUUUUCUUCUACCUAGCACAGUAUCGCGACGUGUAUGAGAAGCUAGCGACAGAAAUACGCCAAACGUUUGAAAGCGAGGCUAGUAUUCGAACUGGCCCGCAGUUGGCAGGCUGCAGGUAUCUACGAGUAUGUAUUGAUGAAGCGCUGCGCAUGUCACCCCCUGUAAGUGGAACGCUCUGGAGAGAGCUGUACUCAAAUGAAUCGGGUAAAGGCCCAUUCAUCGUAGAUGGUCAUGUGAUACCUCCCGGUACGCAAGUCGGUGUCAGUAUUUAUGCUCUUCAUCAUGACGAGGAAUACUUUGACGAUCCAUUCACAUUUCGCCCAGACCGCUGGCUCACUGAAGAUGGAGCCACGCUUAGUUGCAUGAGUUCGGCAUUCAGUCCAUUUUCUAUUGGAGGGCAAGGAUGUGCCGGUAAGGCCAUGGCAUAUUUAGAAGCAAGCCUAGUAACAGCAAAAACAUUAUGGCGCUUCGACUUCACACUCGCCCCGGGGAAGACAGGCCAUGUAAGCAUAGGAGCUGCUAGAAAAGAGGCGGGAAGAGAUCAGCCAAAGGAGUUUCAACUAUAUGAUAAUUUUCGUUCGAGCCACGACGGGCCCAACUUGAUCUUCAGGGAAAGAAGCCUUUAA
Xylaria bambusicola is the source of this 1524-nucleotide messenger RNA. RefSeq names its product cytochrome P450. The record is from RefSeq and is a predicted model, not a curated record. Lineage: Eukaryota; Fungi; Ascomycota; Sordariomycetes; Xylariales; Xylariaceae. Gene Ontology annotation, molecular function: heme binding; iron ion binding; oxidoreductase activity, acting on paired donors, with incorporation or reduction of molecular oxygen. The transcript has 5 exons. Bases 1 to 1524 code for a protein of 507 amino acids.